AACAGAGAGAGAGGGAGAGAGAAAGGUAAAAUACAACAUUUAACUAAUGCUUGACAUAUAUAAUGUUCUGAACUGUAAAGGUUUAUGUAACCAUCUUUGCCACAUUCCUGGCUUUGCUGGUGAAGUGAAGGUGUGAGAUGUAAAUCGAUUCAGAGCUGCUGCUUGUUUUCCUAAAAGAGCAACUCAAGGAAAAUCUGAACGUGCAGCAUCCUUUAUUAAGACGAUGAUUUCGAUGGUAGACUGUCCUCUGGUUCCAUUACUGUAUUUUCUGUGUCAGGUUCGUUGGAGGAAGAAGAAGAAGAAGAGAUGUUUGUUCUCAUCUGGGCGACUCUGCUUUUCUCUGUGAGAGUCAGCGAUGCUGAGACAGGUUCUUCAGUGUGGGGGAAACAAAGUUGUCCGUUGACAGAUUACUGUAUCACUCUAGUUGAAGGAGAAAUAACAGCGGAGGCCGGACUCUGUGUCGUGAUACCAUGCUCCUUCACUGUUCCUGAGGAUAUCAAAGUCUUACAUAUAGUUUGGUUAAAAUGUGAAUCGACUAAUCAUAAAUGUUACGAAGAAGACAUGAUUUUCCACAGUAACACCUCCAGCGAUCAGGUUCAGUCGGAGUUUAAAGGACGAGUGUCACUGCUGGAGUCUGAUGUGAGCCAGAAAAACUGCAGCAUCAUCGUCAAUGACCUGAAGGAGUCGGACUCUGGAACAUAUCAACUCAGAGUUAAAACUUUACCGAGUUCAGGUUCAUAUAAAUUCUUCCAAAGAGCAACUGUCUCUGUUCAAGGUCUGAGUCAGAGGCCCACAGUGAUGAUUCCCCCUCUGACUGAAGGACAGCUGACCACACUGACCUGCACUGCUCCUGGUCUCUGCUCUGGAUCUGAACCUACAUUCACCUGGAGGUGGCGAGGAAGAGGAGAGAGCGACGCUGACCUCACAGGAAACAUCACGGCCUUCAAAACUGAGAAUGUGGCUGAGUUCGCUAAGAGACGCAGCUCGACUCUGUCCUUCUCCCCUUCAGCUGAACAUCACGGAACCAACAUCACCUGCACGGUCCUCUUCCAAGGACACGUGAGCACAGAGGAGACGGCGACUCUGAGUGAGAGCUGUUCAUCAGUGCGGGUGAAAACAAGUUGUUGGAUGACAGAUUACUGUAUCACUCUAGUUGAAGGAGAAAUAACAGCUGAGGCCGGACUCUGUGUCGUGAUACCAUGCUCCUUCACUGUUCCUGAGGAUAUCAAAGUCUUACAUAUAGUUUGGUUUAAAUGUGAAUCGACUGAAGGGAACUGUGGUGUUGGAGAAAUGAUAUUCAACAGUAACACCUUCAGCGAUCAGGUUCAGUCGGAGUUUAAAGGACGAGUGUCACUGCUGGAGUCUGAUGUGAGCAAGAAAAACUGCAGAAUCAUCGUCAAUGACCUGAAGGAGUCGGACUCUGGAACAUAUCAACUCAGAGUUAUCGCUUUACCGAGUGAAGGUUCAUUUAAUUUCCUCCAAAGAGCAACUGUCUCUGUUCAAGGUCUGAGUCAGAGGCCCACAGUGAUGAUUCCACCUCUGACUGAAGGACAGCCGACCACACUGACCUGCACUGCUCCUGGUCUCUGCUAUGGAUCUGAACCUGCAUUCACCUGGAGGUGGCGAGGAAGAGGAGAGAGCGACGCUGACCUCACAGGAAACAUCACGGCCUUCAAAUAUGAGAACGUGGCUGCGUUCGCUAAGAGAAGCAGCUCGACUCUGUCCUUCUCCCCUUCAGCUGAACAUCACGGAACCAGCAUCACCUGCACGGUCCUCUUCCAAGGAAACGUGAGCACAGAGGAGACGGCGACUCUGAGUGUGAGCUUUUCUCCAAAACUCACACACAUCACGGAGUCGGCAGAGAAGCAGGAGCUUGACGGGAGGAGCUCCGUGAUGCUGAGCUGCUUCAGUCACAGCUUUCCCCCAGUCCAACUCUACUCAUGGUACAGGAGGAGUCAGGGAGAGGAACAGGAUGAACUUGUGUCCGAGCAUCAAAACCACACAGUGUACUCAAACCAGUCAGGAGUCUACUACUGCGUCGCACAAAAUGAAGUAGAUCAAACCACAGGAAACUCUCUGCAUAUCCUGAAUUUCCUCGUUCCUGCUCUAUUUGUCCUGAUGAUUAUCAUUUUAAUCGUCAUAGUUUUAAGACUCAGGAGGAAGAAAUCUAUUCAACAAGGAACAACAAACACCAAAUCCCCUUCUGGUUUCUCGGAGCAGUUGAGUCGUCCAGACGCCCCUGAACACCAGCCUCUUCCAGAGAGCACGCCUCCGACCGACAUCAACCUUGUUUACAGCAUUUUGAAUCUGCCCCAGGUGAGUCCCGGGUUGAGACAACACUUUAAACUAGAAAACAAUAAGUUAAAACAGUCUUUAAACAGAGACUUUAGUAAAACUCAAGAAGAUUUAUAUUAAAAAGAGUUUAAUUCAAAGUGUCUAGUCAUGGUGGCCUGUUGUCAGAACCGUGUCGUAGCACAAUAGAUUUUUUAAUUAUUUAACAACCAGUUGUUGAAACUUCAACAUUUAUAUCUAAUUGGCUUUAUGUAUAUUGAAAUCGUAGGAAACAGUGAUAAAGGAGAGUACAAGUCUAAGAUUCAGGAUAUUUAAGCCUCUGCCUCGUCACUUCUAACCUGUUACAGCUGUAAAACUAAUGAUUCUUCUAAAUACUCUAAAGCAAAUCUAGAUAUAUCUAGUUAACAAAUCUAGAAAAAUCUCUGUAAAAAACAACAAAAAUGGUUGAUUUUCAGUGCUUAUGAAUUGAAAACAAAAUUAAAAUGCAGUUUGUAGUUGUACUGCAUCUCAGAACCAUAUGUACAUCAAUAUAUAACGUUCAUGACUUAAAUGUACAGACAUGUAGCUGACAUGUUGAGAGAACGUGAGAGUAACGGUGAUCAAUAACAAUCAUGGUUUGUGCCAACUGUAGGGGCGUGCUUAGGCCCGAUUUAAGCUGGUCUAUUCAUUCUGUUGGGAGAACUGCUACUCGAUAGACGUAAGUGUUAUAACUCUGCUAAGAAAUUGUUUCUCAACCAGCGAACGUGGUAAAGUUGACUGUUAUUGCAAUUAAUUGUUUUGGCUAUUAUGCCAAUUCAUUUUUCUCAUUACAAAGUAUUUGUUUUUCACUCUUUUGUUUUAUUUAAUAUUGUCAUUAUUAAUGCUGCCCUUUUGGGCCUUCUUUUUGGGAAAACAAAAAUUCCCAUCACACAAACUACAUCUCCAACACCUCCUGAGAAUUUUUUUACCUAGGUCAACCGCUCUUGUACAUCUCUCUUUAACACGCAUGCACAGGGGAAAACUACCUGCAGUUUCUAGCCCCAAGCCGGUUUCAAGGCUCCCCUCAUCACCUUUAUAUUAUUUUAGAUAUAUUUCUCUUAUUUUAGAUAUUUUUCAUGAUAUUCAAGAGUAAUCUGGAAAUGUGUUGAAAUAUCAAAGUUAAUUUCGCAGACCCCCUGCAAUGCCGUCACGGACCACCAGGGGGCCGCGGACCCCUGGUUGAAAACCCCUGCUCUAAAGUCAUAAUUUCAAUAAUAUGUUAUCAAAUAUGUUUUAAUGGUGAUAUUACAAAGCAUCCAAAGUCCCAGAAUCUGUUAUUUGUUUUAUUUUGAGAACACACAAUGCAAGGAUCUGAAACAAGACAACAACAUGUGCACAUCAUUUUUUUAAAUUACGAAUAAAUAAUCUAUCAGGAUAUCUCCAACCCCUCAAAUUGACCAUGUAGAGCUGCUGCCUUCCAUCUUCUAUCAUCAGUAUUAAUCUGGCUCUACAGGCAGAUGUGUCUUUUACUGUUCAAGCUGUUGCUUUUCCCUCCUUGUUCUUCCAUAUCCUGCCCUCACUGUUUGCCCUGUCAGUAGCUCUCUAUCAGUGCACUUAUAUCUCAGUAUACUGGGGCCAGUAAUUAAAAGACAACCUGUACAGCAUCCAUUUUAGAGCAUGAAGGAAGAGAUUCAGUUGCUGCUUGAUAAUCACUGAUGUUUUCUGUCUGCAUCUGCUCAGGCUGCCUCUGCACAAAACCACACAAGACGGCAAGAUGGA
Pleuronectes platessa (European plaice) is the source of this 4029-nucleotide messenger RNA. Its product is annotated as sialic acid-binding Ig-like lectin 7. The transcript is spliced from 9 exons. The record is from RefSeq and is a predicted model, not a curated record. The coding region runs from base 307 to 2415 and encodes 702 amino acids. NCBI's taxonomy places the organism in Eukaryota, Metazoa, Chordata, Actinopteri, Pleuronectiformes, Pleuronectidae.